Molecule: messenger RNA, 2933 nt
Organism: Onychostoma macrolepis
Lineage: Eukaryota; Metazoa; Chordata; Actinopteri; Cypriniformes; Cyprinidae
Gene: ppp1r11
Product: protein phosphatase 1, regulatory (inhibitor) subunit 11
Exons: 3
Coding region: 410-778 (122 amino acids)
Cellular component (GO): nucleus
Molecular function (GO): protein serine/threonine phosphatase inhibitor activity; protein phosphatase 1 binding
Source: RefSeq, a predicted model, not a curated record
CAGCAUCGGUGAGCAUCAGGGGUGCGUUGCGCUUCCGAGAUCGUUAUUUUUUUGGCGUUUUUCGAGUCAGUAGUAUAUUUAGGUAUACAAUUCAGCUGAGCUGACUCCAAACACCACUAUAUUGUCUCAAAAUCCUGUCUAGGUAGUCAGCUCACUAGUUUUUGAAACACAGUCAAUUUCGGUAACCGGUCCGUCCGCAAAUGCGUCCGUUCCGAGGAGUGAUUAGACUGGCGCAAAUUCGUCUCAUGCAUUCAUCUCAGAUUCAUAUAGCGUCUAGCUCGACAUCCAGACACGCCAACCGAGAGCUGCAGCCGUCGUGUUUUAACAUCCUUUAAACGGAGAGCAGACUCUCGUCGACUGAAGGCGAUCGAGCGCCGCUGGGAAGGUUUAUUGGGGUUUGAUCAGCGCUAUGGCGGAGGUGCCAGGUACAUCGAGUGAGACGAUAACGGAGACUGUUCAGACGGGCACGCCGCCUCCACCCCAGCAGGAGGGCAGAAGCCUGACCAUCAAGCUCAGGAAAAGGAAGACUGAGAAGAAAGUGGAGUGGUCCAGUGACACGGUGGACAAUGAACAUCUGGGCCGGAGGUCUUCAAAGUGUUGCUGUGUUUAUGAGAAGCCUCGACAGUUCGGCGAGUCUUCCUCGGAAAGCGAAGGGGAUGACGAGGAAGGCUGCGGAAGCGCGCACUGCAUUCUGGGACAUGGGAGAAGAGACCAUGGACAGAGGGAGGGUGGAGGGAGCACAGCGCCCCCUAGCUCUGGGGGAAAGAACCCUCACUAAAAGUUGACGCGAGUGUGAGAGUCGGUUUGGAGGGAAGGGUAACGGACGGCGUGGGCACUACAUUCAUAAUCCCUCAUCCUCACUCACAUCCGAUUACAUCACACCAUCACUGGGUGUCAAAAGCUUUUUGAUGAAUGAAAGCUUGUAGAGCAAUGCAAUGUGAUUCGUUUUCUCCUCGGUCAUCUGUUUAAUGACUCAAAGAAAACUAAAUCUUUUUUGCAAUCUGAAUGCUGCGGAAAAUUGAUAUUUGUUGUACAUGGGACAUUGGUUUUUAUUUCUUUUGUAAAAUCUAUAUUUAUUUGUUUGCGUUUAACAACUUGAUCUUACCAGUUUUGUGUUCACAAGCAACAUUUUAAUGGAUUUAAAUCUUAAAAUAUGAUUCAGCAGGGUUAUAGCUUCUAGUUCGAAUCGAAAUAAAUGCAGUAUAAAAAAGGAAUUUUCUAUCAAAUAUGAUUUGCCUUGCGGUGUCACAAUUCUAGCAGCAGUAUUUCUUCAUAUCACUUGAUCACUUGAGGAACUUCAAGCGUAAUAUGUGUUGUGUGCUAUAGUGAAUUUAAAACAUGACAAGUUUCAGGAACUCAACCCUUUGGAUAUUCUUACAAGGGCGCAUUAAAUCAUCUCCAUCAGCCGUCAUAAGUUUGAUUGAGUUAUAGUGAGACUCCCCUCAGACAAUCAGACUAGUCAGAGACUCGGCAUGUACGUGCAAAGACAUUGAUGUGUUUAUAACUUAGUGAAGUGGACUGAGAAACAUCUGUGAUGCUGUACUUCAUUCCGAACCUGGAUCAUUACACAAAACUGAACAGCAGCUGUGAAAUUAAAGAAAUAGUUCAACCAAAUAUGAAUAUUUGCUGAAAAUUUAUGUUAGAUGUGAAUAUUCAUGGGAACAGAUUUGGGAAAAUUUAGCAUUGCAUCAUUUGCUCACCAGUGUAUCUUCUGCAGUGAAUGGGUGCCGUCAGAAUGAGAGUCCAAACAGUUGAUAAAAGCAUCACAAUAAUCCUCAAGUAACCCACACGGCUCCAGACUAUCAAUUAACGUCUUGUGAAGUGAAAAGCUGCUUGUUCGUACUAAACAAAUUCAUCAUUAAGACUUUUUAACUUCAAACCACCGCUAACGGCUAAAAUACGAGGCCAUAAUCCAUAAUGUUGCUUUCUCCAGUUAAAGUCAUCUUGUCUGAAUCAAGAGAGAAAUAUGCACAGAUCAAGCACUGUUUACAGGCAAAAACAGCUCAAAACAGUUAGAAAUGAAUAUGUUGGUGGAUUUUGAUGUGAGAGAACAACAAGGGAAGGACUUGUUUUUUAUGGAUUAUAGGCUAGUAUUUUGGCCAGAAGUGACAGUUUAAAGUUAAAACACUGAUUGAUGAUGCAUUUGUUUCUUCGAAAUGGGCAGCUUUUCACUUCACUAGAUGUUAAUUGAUGGACUGGAGUGGUGUGGAUUAUUGUGAUGUUUUUAUCAGCUGUUUGGACUCUCGUUCUGACGGCACCCAUUCACUGCAGAGGAUCCAUUGGUGAGCAAGUGAUGUAAUGCUAAAUUACCUCUGAAGAAAAAAACUCAUCUAAUACUUGGAUGGCCUGAGGGUGAGUAAAGUUUCAGCAAAUGUUAAUUUCUGGGUGAACUAUUCUUUUAAAUGGUGGGAUUGAUCUGAAAAUGUGUAGAUUUGGUAUAUUUUCCUUUCAUUCUCAUGCCUUACACGAAAUACAGGGAAGAUGUUUUGUCUUGUAUAGAAGAUCACCCUGUGGUGCCUCAUCACAUCUUGGGCACUAUGGCUGCUUUUAUUUGGCAGAAAUUGGUAUAAAAUCCAGCUAAAAGUGGGAGAGUGCAUGCCGUCAGGAUGGUGUGUAGUAGUUUGACCCAAGCUUUAAGGUGUAAACAGAUUAUAUGUGGUGUAAAGAGCGUGGGAGAGUGCAUGGCUGAAUGCUGGCCAAGACCAAAUGCACAUAGUAUCAUCGCUCCACUGAUGUCACAUACAGUUUACAGUUGAUCCCCAUCAGGACCGUCACUGCAGUCAUCUGCAUCCCAGCAUUCACAUGCAUCUGUUGUCCCUUUACUUUGAAUGCACCUGUAUGUACAUAGCAAAGGUCAUAGAGUGGAUUUAACAUGAAUAAACAGACGUUAAAUUAUGUUGUUUAUAUCUAUUAAAUGCUUAAUGGCAACCUGA